This is a messenger RNA of Trichomonas vaginalis G3, 750 nucleotides long. RefSeq names its product O-methyltransferase protein. The record is from RefSeq and is a predicted model, not a curated record. Lineage: Eukaryota; Parabasalia; Trichomonadida; Trichomonadidae. Gene Ontology annotation, biological process: N-terminal protein amino acid methylation. Gene Ontology annotation, cellular component: cytoplasm. Gene Ontology annotation, molecular function: methyltransferase activity. Bases 1 to 750 code for a protein of 249 amino acids. The transcript has a single exon.
AUGGGUAUUUGGAAUUCAUCACCAGAAAUCCCUGCUGGAUCGGCAAAUCCAGACCAAGUUUUUGAAGUGUAUAAAGGAAAGUGGUAUCAAACAGGUGUUAAAUAUUGGGAAAGUCAAGAUUCAAAUAACAAUGGAAUGCUCGGAGGGCUUCCCCAGGUCAGUUCAACAGAUGCAAUUCAAUCAGAACAGUUUGUAUCGAAAUAUCAGCUUAAUCAUGGAAUGGGAUGCCAAAAAUGUGCUGAUAUAGGAGCAGGCAUUGGAAGAGUGUCUGAAUUAAUACUAUCAAAGUAUUUUAAAGAAAUAGAUUUAGUAGAACCUGUUCAAAAAUUUGUAGAUGUAGCUAAAGAAAAGCUUAAAAAUAAAGUUAUUCUUAAAACAUAUACUUGUGGUGCACAAGAUUGGAAGAUUGAUGGAGUAUUUGAUUGUUUUUGGGCCCAAUGGACAAUUAUGUUUCUUACUGAUGAGGAUGCAAUUAAAUUUUUGAAAAAUUGUAAAGAGCACUUAAACACAAAUGGGUUCAUAUUUGUAAAAGAUAAUGUUGCUAACCCAAAUAAGCAAGCUCAGAAAGAUGAAGCUAAUUGGAAUCCAGAAGAUUGUUCGAUUGCUAGAACUUACAUGCACUACAAAGAACUAUUCCAGAAAUCCGGUCUUACUGUUCAAGAAGAAUAUAUUGAUGAAUUACCUGAUGAAGAUGAAAUUGGUUUUGAUCCUCAAGAAUUGAUGCCAAUUUAUACUUUUGUUCUUCACUAA